CGCGUUGCCCGCUGGGAUGGCAGAAAUGGCGGCCUUUCGAACGGUUCGUGUGUGGGUCUUUGGGUCCGCCUGAGUUCCAUACAGAAGAAUUCGCUCAUCUAAAGGAUAUAGCAGCAAGUGAACAAAGAAAUCAAAAAUAAUCACCUGAAUAAUCUGAGAUAUGAAGAUUUGUUACAUCCUUUCAAGCACGUACUAUCUGAAGCCUAACAGUUACUUUCUGAUUAUUCCAAUGCUGACUCAUGAACGGGCACUGCUAUCAUAAUAUUUUUGUAGCUGUUUCAAAGUAAACUGUCAAAUAUGUUGUCAAAUCAAGAGGCCAUAGUUGAAGAUUUGACAGCUAACUCAACUGGAAUUGGUGUAAGGAAACUUCACUGAUCUUCUUGAGGAUCAUUGAUGUUUCGUGUUAAUUUAUUUUUCACUCGUGGAAUCAAAUGGAGCAAAAAACAAAUAAGAUUACUUUAAGUUCGGCAAAGAAUCGACUUAGAAAGGACUCAGGAACAAAGAAAGAUGAUUGCUCAUUGAAGAAAGAUCAUCAAAGGGCUGUGUUGGUGAGCUCGACAGUAAAAAGCCAGCUGCCCAAAAGCAAAUCCCAGGAACAUGCCAGAAAGCGCGGUGGGAUUAAUGUAUAUUGUGCCAAAAAGAGUUUGAUUCGAGACAGGGUGAAUUACACCUGGAACAGAGGUGGGCGAUUAAAGGAACUUCGCGUAAGGCACCUUGCGAGAAAAUUUCUGCAUUUGUGGAUACAGAAGACAUUUGGGAGAAUCCUUCCAUCCCAUGCUAGGUCCCAUUACUGUCAUGCCACCUUGCAAAAAGCAUUUCGCGAAUGGAAGGAGCAGUGGUGGACUGUGCGAAUAGAAUGGAAACUGAUGGUUCGUGCAGACUGUCACUAUAGAUAUCAUACGUACAAUCAGAUAUGGAGAGCCUGGCACAGGUACAUCCUUCAGCAGCAGAUGAAGAAAACAAAAUUUGCAAAGGCGAUUUCACAUGCUCGUAUACAGUUGUUUCGGAAGUUCUGGAUCCAUUGGAUAUUGUAUGUAAAGAUCCGGAAAACCAAACACAUGAUGCAGUUUGAAGCUGAUGAGUUCCGUGUGAAAGCAACUCUUCAGGCUGCCUGGUCCAUUUGGACCAAACAACUGGGGAGAAAAGAAAGGAAUCGCAAAAUGGAUGGUUUGGCAAUGCAGCAUUGGGCCAAAACAUUGCAGCACAGGGCUUGGCUUCAGUGGAAUGCAUUGUUGCAUUUGUUGCAGCAAGAGCGAGAGAGGGAUGGCCGAGCACAGCAAAUAUACCAGCGCUGUUGCAUGCAGCGAUCACUGCUGGCCUGGCGUGUAUAUGUCCAAGUUUGCAGGGAUAAGAGGUGUCAAUACAGAUUGGCUGGACAGAAGUAUGAGCAUUGUGUUGUUCAGCGAUACUUCUCCUCAUGGCAUUCAGCCUGGCAUCUUCAAAGGAGCAUCCGUGCACAACAUGAUCACCUCAGUGAACUGGGCAGGAGGAGCACUUUGCGGAGGGCCUUUCUCCGCUGGAGUCUCUACAUUUCACUUGCUGUGGAAAAGACCAACCUGUGCAAAUUGGCAGAUGAACACCACCACCACCAUCUGCUGCAAUCAAGUAUUACAGCUCUGAGGUUCAGUGUGAGAAGUGUUCGACAGAAACAGAUGUUGAAUAAUCUGGCACACCGACAGGUCCAUGUUUGGAUGCUGCGAAGGUGCUGGAAUCAGUGGAAAUUACGUCGGGAACAGCAAGAGGAACUUGAACUUCAAGCAUGGACAGGACAAGCCCAAAACCAUUUCAGGGAGGUAUUGCUGAGAAAAUCAUUCCAUUGCUGGAUAAAACGCAUCCAAGAGGAAAAGUGGUAUCAGAUUCAGGAUAAGAAGGCUUAUGCUCAUUACUGUUGGACCUUACUACCUUUAUAUCUGAAGAGGUGGCAAGUAUUUGUCAAUGAGAAGAAACGCCUGAAUCAGAUGAAAGAGACCGCGUGGGAAUUCCACAGAGAGAUGUUGCUGAAACUGGCUUUUUAUGCAUGGUGGGAAAAGUUGGAUCGUCAGCGUGAGAAUCGAAUGGCAGAAAGAUUGGCUGUGGUUCAUUCUACUCGUUGCAUGUUGCUGCGGUUCUGGUGGAACUGGCGUGAGAAGACCGCCAUCUCUGUGGAGGAGAGAGAGAAGGAGGCCAUGGCUAAAGAUCACUUUAGACAUCAGCUGCUGCUUAAAUCGAUGCACUUUUGGAGAGAGACUGUGGCAGAUCAAAAAACAGGACGAGACCAUGAAGUACUAGCCAUAAGACAUUGGUGCAAGUGUCGCUUGCGUGGAGCCUGGAAUGUUUGGUGUUUGUAUGUGCAGAAAAAGCGUGAGAAAUGGAAAAAACACGUGUGUGCAAAUAGGCAUUUUCAGAAGGUAUUGCUGUCAAAAGCCUUGCACAAGUGGAAGGUUUACCAUUUGAACAAUAAGCAGAUUCUUUGCAAGGUGGAUGAAAAGGAGAAGAAACGGAGAAGAGAGUUGUUAAGAUUUUCUUUCUACACCUGGAGAGAAAAUGCGUGCACACUGGCUGAUGAAGCUAAAAAAGCUGCCAUAGCAAGUCAGCAUUAUCACCGUGUCCUUUUAUCCAAGGUUGUGGAAUAUUGGCGAGAUGCAGUCUCACUUCAAAUAUAUCAACGACAACAGGAGGAGGAACUUGUGCUGAAAGCAAGACAACAUCUUGGUUUUCUUCAGCUGCAGCAUGCGUUUUCCCAUUGGAAGCAGAUCAGUCGAAGCUCAGUAAUAUUACGAGACAAAAUGAAGGCUGCUGCCCAACACUAUGGACAGAAGGUUAUGAAGAAGUGUCUGCUUUCCUGGAAACAGCAUCAUGCCCACUAUUUGAGGGCAAUCUUAUUGCGGCGAUGUGGGGAUUGGUUUCAAGCACAGCGACUUUAUCGAUGCUACUUCACAGACUGGAAAGUAAAACUGUUGUUGAAACAGGAGGAGACCAAGAAGACAGCAAUAGCUUUAUGGCAUUGGUCUUUCUCACUUCAAGGGAAGGUGUUCGAUGCCUGGCUAAUGUACGUAGAGGAACGGCGUAGGAAAAAGUUACGCAUUGCAAAAGCUGUCCAAACCUAUCACAGUCACCUGCUAAGGUUGGGAGUGGCUGCAAUUCUUCGCUAUACCUCUGACAUGAUGCAGUUUCGCCGUCAAGUUGCAGCUGAGCAUCAGAUGAAGACUGCAUAUAGCCUCCAUCAGGUUGUCUAUCGCUGUGCUAUGACCUGGAAACAAAAAGCGCUCUGCAAGAGAGAGAGUUCAAAGCACAAGUCCUCUGCUGUGACAUGCAAAAAAUCUGUGGUUUUCAAGCUACCAGUUUCUGAGGUUUCUAAAGGAAAUGGUUUCAGUACGAAAACAGGGAUCUUGAAGAGUGAAUCUAAGGAAAGGAUUUCAAAGGUUCCACUGAAUCCCGUCAGAUAUGAUAGUUUACCAACGAGGCUGCCUAAUGGAGACAUGGAUUUUACCAAUUUACCUCCUGCAUGUCCGAUAAGGUUACAGCCACGAAGGCCAGCGUUCCUAUUAGAAUCAGUGCAAAAGAAGGCUCCCCUGGACAGGAACAAUAGCAGCAGCAGUGCUUCAGACUCCACAAAGUCAAUGAUGACAAAUUUGUCAGUAGCCAGAAUGGAGACUCCAGCACAAAGCAAACCCAUUGGUGCACAGGGUCACAUCAGUCUAGAUGUCGAUUCUGAGAAAAAUGGUGCUUCCAGUCAGUCAUUCCGUGUUGCAGAAGAGACAGGAAAUCUCCAAAUGGUGCCGUCACAGGGCUCCUUUCCUUGUACCCACUUCGUUCCUUCAAGGGCAGCCAUGGAUAGCCAGGAACAACCGAUGCAUAAGGAGCUCCUGCUGCCCCCGUCUGCAUUCCUGUUACCUGGGAAAGAGAAGAUAAACAAGAAGCAUGACAGGCACAGUCAUUUUGUUGAUGUUGAGCAUGUUCACAAGGACGAGAAAGGUUUGAGUCGACAAUCACCCACACAUCCACAGCUGCUCUCUCCAGAUGAUAUUAGGGUCAGGCCAGGAUGUUGCAGUUUGGUUUCUCAGGACACAGAUUCAGAUAAUGACUGUGAUGGAUAUAACCAACAAUACCAGCUGGAGGCAGAACUACAAGGGAUACGUCAGGAGAUGCAGCUUUUCCAUGACAACAGACAGAACCUGAGAUCCUGGCAGAAACAGGCCUCUGUACUCCGAAACUGGCUGCAAGUUAAUGCUGCACACAAUGGUGAGAAUGUGCUGGAGAUCAGACGGGAAUUACGACAGAUACUUACAAUGCUAAAAGCAUACCACAACCUACAAGACAUUAGUAUGAUUUCGCUGGAGACUGAUAUUGAAAAGCUUUCGAAGAAGUUGAGCAAGGACCGGCCUUACAUAGAGGGCCAAGUUACAAGGGUUCAGGAGAUCCGGAAGAUCCUGACUAUGACAGAACAGUAAUCCUUCUCUUUUGGAGUUUGCUGUCAGUGAUAAGAGUAUGGCUGAGAUCUUCUGCCUUGGCAAAACAAACUCUAAGCCUGUUUCCCUUUUAAGGACUGGAGUAGAGUUUGACGCACAUGUUCUGAACAGAUUCGUCGAAACAAAUUCAGAAUUUGCUUCCAACAAUAUGAUAAAGAGCAAGCAGCUGUAAUGUUAACUAAAUUUUAUUGGUUUAAUAUCAAACUGGUUCUUCCUUUCUACAGUUAUAAUUAACUGUCUUUAAUCAUGUAAAUGCAUUCCAGAAUAAAGAUUAUUGAAGCUUUA
Messenger RNA from Stegostoma tigrinum, 4733 nucleotides. RefSeq names its product SFI1 centrin binding protein (gene sfi1). Bases 432 to 4430 code for a protein of 1332 amino acids. The transcript has 34 exons. NCBI's taxonomy places the organism in Eukaryota, Metazoa, Chordata, Chondrichthyes, Orectolobiformes, Stegostomatidae. The record is from RefSeq and is a predicted model, not a curated record. Gene Ontology annotation, molecular function: phosphatase binding.